AGCAAACAUUAGGUCUAUCUCAUGCAAGUAUGUAGUCUAGAUAUGCAAGAAACUGUGUCAGGUAUCUUUAUAUCGUUAGUUAUAUUGAACCCAAUGCAUCAGUUUAAGCGGGUUGACAUUGUCUAUUUGUGAACAGAGAUUCAUUGAGGAUUAAAAAAACUGAACGGAUAAAUUGUUUGUAGUUGCUAGCGAAGGACAGACUUACGAUACAGGCGGCCAACAUGGGUGAACGUUCAAAGUUAAAGUUAGAGGACAUACCAUGCAUGAAUCUAGGACAAUUUGUGUUAGAUCACAUGAGGAGACACAACAGGCAAUCUAUUGCAAUGGUUGAUGCUGAUACUGACAGAAAUAUAACUUAUGAGGACCUUAUAUAUCGGACAGAACGCGCGGCGUCGGGAUUGCAGACGUUCGGUGUCCGAAAAGAUGACGUCAUAUGUGUAGUCUCACCAAACCAUACAGACUACAUGGUGGCUUUCUAUGCUACUGCACUUUUAACGGCUACAUUCCAACCUGUAAAUCCACUGUAUACUCGAGGUAUUGCUAGUUUAAAUUUUCAAACUGUAUUGCAGCAUUGA
Messenger RNA from Mercenaria mercenaria, 575 nucleotides. RefSeq lists its product as uncharacterized. The transcript is spliced from 2 exons. Lineage: Eukaryota; Metazoa; Mollusca; Bivalvia; Venerida; Veneridae. The record is from RefSeq and is a predicted model, not a curated record. The coding region runs from base 222 to 575 and encodes 117 amino acids. Gene Ontology annotation, molecular function: CoA-ligase activity.